UUAAACAAGUGUCAAGAAGCAGCUGAAUUGGCAUUGAAGGACAACAAACAGCUGAUAGAAUUUGAAUUUCCAACUGCUGGAUUGGGUUCUGUACCAGGUGACGGUGAGGGUGGAACAGAAAUGACUGGAAGUAUGCAACUAAUUCGUGAGUUCUGUGAUCUCUUGGUUAUACCGGAGAAAGCCACACAGACCAGAAUUUUUUUACCGGAGGCAAAUGAAGUGAAAUUUGCAAGACAAUCAACUCCCUUAGGAGCAUAUUUUAAGUUGGACUAUUUGACACAGCCUUCUUUUUUCGAGGAUUUCGGUUUCACCGGGAAGGUCAACAUGGCUGACUGUGUCAAGCCAGCAGAUGAACUAUUUGUAGUCACCUAUCCAUAUUUUAAUGUCUCCGAGAUGCUUGUCGUGGAAGAGUCAAACACUUCCAGGAAACUGAUUAUAUUUAACGGAGAGCUUGAUCGAAUAAGAUCUGGUUAUUAUCCGUCAUUCUUCUACCCAAAGCUGGCUGCAGUUUCCAAGACUCUUUUCCCUAAGAUGGAGACAGUAUAUCAUAUUCACAAUAAAUGACGAAAUGGAGGAGUCCUGUUUAGGUGCUACCCUGGUCCUUGGAAAGUUUUCCGAAGAGUAGGAAAUACUUAUGUCUGCCCGCAUCAACAGGAGUCAAUGCCAUCCUUGAAAGAAGUUGCUUUGGACAGCCUUCCAUCGGCUUGAUUGUUUUUUUUAUUAAAUUACAUGGUGAGAGUGUUCAGUUUGACUUCUUUCUCCUGUAAUUUGAAGGAAG
Molecule: messenger RNA, 778 nt
Organism: Lycium ferocissimum
Lineage: Eukaryota; Viridiplantae; Streptophyta; Magnoliopsida; Solanales; Solanaceae
Source: RefSeq, a predicted model, not a curated record